AUGCCGUCGUUGCUGGAAGCAUUGGAGCUGAAGUACGGCGGUUCAACGACCGAGUGCUCCCUGACCGACGAGGAGACGGAGUCCAGCUCGCCGAAGGCCGCCCUCUCGGUCAGCAUUUUCAUACCGAAGAAAUCGCCACGGCACACGGUGCCGGCGUUGUUGGUGCUGCAGGACUGCGACAUCGAGUCGGCGGGCAACGACGCUGAGAAGCUGCGUAAUAAAUGCAAGAACGUCGAAGAGCUCGAUCUCGCGCAGAACAAGCUCUCCCAAUGGGAGGAGGUGUUUGGGAUAUUGCAGCAUAUGCCGAAGAUCAAGUUCGUGAACCUGAGCUUCAAUUGUCUGGCGGAGGUGCUGGACGUGAAGUACGGUAGCUACGAUCAGCUGAGGAAUUUGGUGUUGAACGGCACUAGAGUGUCCUGGUCGACGGUCCAGGGCUUGAUACGAUUGCUCCGUAACCUGGAGGAGCUACAUCUGUCUUUAAACGAGUACAGGACCGUAGAUGUGGACCAUCAGAAACAGGAAAAUGUGAACCCGUCCCUGAGGAAGCUCCAUUUCACUGGGAACCCUGUAGAAGUCUGGAACGAGAUCGCCAAACUGGGAUACAUCUUUCCCAAUCUGGAGAGUCUGGUUCUGGCCGAGUGCCCGAUCAGAUCGCUGGCCUUGGUCGACAACAGGAACUCCAACGAGGAGGAAACGACCACCACCUGCCAGACGAAAGAGAAUCUCAGCCAGGACAACGAGAACAUGAACAACCUGGACGAGAAUGUGGUGGAUGAAAAGGGGAACAGGAUAUACGGGGAGGGGAAAGUGAAUUACGAUAGGUCCGAGUCGGAAUCGGAAUCCACCGGGAACACGAUCAGGUCCUCCCACGAUCCGUUCAGGAAGCUAAGGUUCUUGAACGUGAACGGGACACUGUUGUCCACAUGGGACGACGUCGAGAGGCUCGCCAGGUUUCCUGUUCUGAAGUCGCUGAGGAUUCAGGGUUGUCCUCUGUUCGAGAGUCCUCGAGAGUACACGGAACACGAGAGGCGGCAGCUGUUGAUCGCGAGACUGCCAAACGUCGAGACUUUGAACGGUGGCGGUGUGAUAUCGUCGCAGGAACGCGAGGACGCCGAAAGGGCCUUCAUUCGUUACUACAUGGACAAACCGGAAGCGGACAGGCCUGAAAGGUACUCCGAGCUGGUCGCUAUUCACGGCAAGCUGGACCCGCUGGUACACGUUGACCUGACGCCAGAGAAGAGGGUCAAGGUCACGUUCACUUACGGAGACCUGGUCGAGGUACGAUCCGUGGACGUGUACAGAACCGUUUUCGAACUGAAAACCAAACUGGAGACGAUGGUGAAAAUCCCGGCGAAUCGGAUGAGACUGUUCUACGUGGAUCAGGUGAUGAAGGCGCAGUACGGGCCCGAAGAGAUGUUGUAUCCGAACAAGCAGCUGUAUCGGUACAACAUCCGGAACGGUGACGAGAUCAUCAUCGAUAGCAAGCUGAACCGAUGCGUGUCGACGUCCUCGACAACGUCUUCCAUUCGUUCCUGAGGAAGGUUCGCCAGCGAAUCGUCGGAUGACGCGAAACCCAACACCUGACGAUUGUCGGAAUCUGAUCUCCGUUAGCACGGAUCCCACGGUCGCGAAGGGGAGGACCGUUUGGUGUUGCUUCGAUCGUAGAUCGAACAACUAGGGGGUGGGGGGCUUGGAACUUUUGAUAUAUAUAUAUACAUAUAUAUAUAUAUAUUACCAUACAGACCGAGUAAACAUUGUUUUUUUUUAGCGAAUAUAUUGUAUUCAUCGUCGAUUCUUCGGGAUUAAGAAAGAUACGCGUGGUUGGGUGAUUCGAAGGAAGUUAC
Dufourea novaeangliae is the source of this 1844-nucleotide messenger RNA. RefSeq names its product tubulin-specific chaperone cofactor E-like protein (gene mlt). Gene Ontology annotation, biological process: protein folding. The coding region runs from base 1 to 1536 and encodes 511 amino acids. Gene Ontology annotation, molecular function: alpha-tubulin binding. Lineage: Eukaryota; Metazoa; Arthropoda; Insecta; Hymenoptera; Halictidae. The transcript is spliced from 5 exons. The record is from RefSeq and is a predicted model, not a curated record.